Limanda limanda (common dab) is the source of this 2136-nucleotide messenger RNA. RefSeq names its product calcium release activated channel regulator 2B (gene cracr2b). Gene Ontology annotation, molecular function: calcium ion binding; GTPase activity; GTP binding. NCBI's taxonomy places the organism in Eukaryota, Metazoa, Chordata, Actinopteri, Pleuronectiformes, Pleuronectidae. Bases 39 to 1991 code for a protein of 650 amino acids. The transcript has 18 exons. The record is from RefSeq and is a predicted model, not a curated record.
UGGACAGCGGUGGUGGGACACCUGCACCGACACACGUCAUGUCUAAGUGGCUGAAUGAUGGCGAGGUGCUGGUGGGUCAGGGCAGUGGCGAGGCCGUGCCAGCGAGCCCCAGACCCCGGGGCUUUACUGUUGGGAGCCCCAGGCACAGUUCUGGAAGCAGCCCACUGGUGUCACCAAGAUCGGCAGCAGCAGGAAGUCCGCAAACAGAGACCAUGGGCAAGGCCAAGGAGCUGUUUCUGCUCUGUGACAAAGAGGGGAAAGGCUUCAUCACAAAGAGGGACAUGCAGAGGCUACAGAGAGAGCUGCCGCUGUCUCCUGAACAGCUGGAGACGGUGUUUGAGAGUCUGGACCGAGAGAGCAAUGGAUUCCUCACUCCUGUUGAGUUCAACACUGGACUCGGUGAGUUUGUGGGACUUGAGGACACGACUGAGUCGAGUCCAGGCGAAGCGGAGGAGGAUGCGGACCAGGUGCAAUGGUCCCAGGAUCCCAUUGCAAUCAGAUUUGUAAACAUACUGAUGGAGCUGGGUGCUGACAAACUUUUUAAAGAUCAGCAGGAGCUUUGUUCCAUGUGGUGUGAGCUACAGAGAGAAAGACCAGAGCUGCUCAGUGUCCUGGAGAGUGUCUUGGUCCACACAGUGUCCCAUUUACAGGACUCCAUCAGAGAGAGAGACAGUCUGGAACAAGCUCUUCGCAGACGCGAGAGCGAACACGAUCAGGUUGUUCGGUCCCUUUAUGAAGACCUGGAAAGUCAACUCAGAGAGGAGAGACAGAAACAUCAGGCUCAGGACGGUAUUAGACUGAUUCAAAGAGGGAAGCAACUUGAAGAGGAGCUGAAGAUGCGGGAGCAGGAGCUGGAGAACACAAUGACCAAACAGAAAGAGCUGGAGACCAGAGUCCGGCAGCUGAGCUGUGAGCAGGUGAACUUUAAGGAGCAGAACCAGCAGCUGCGGAGCCUCAACGUCCAGCUACAGGACCAGAUGGAGAACAGCAGAGAGCAGCUGCAGGCCGCUCUGGGUGAGCUCAGCCUGCUGCAGCUCAACGCUGCCCAGGAACAAGUGGCCAGACAGAGAAAUGUGGUGAAGGUGUCAAAGAACAUUCAGAAAGAGAAGGAGAGCCUGUUCAGACAACUGGAACUGCUGAAGGAUAUGAACAAACGGCUGCGAGAUGAAAAAGACGCUCAACACUCUCAGAAGAGGAAUCCAAAUGUCAAAAAGAUUUUGGAGAAGAGAGGCUCAGUCAUAGGUAACUACUUACUGCAAGACAAGCCACUGAAAAGACAGCUGAGCUCAUCUGAUGAGUUGGAGCAGAACAAAGACACAGAGAGGACAAAUACAUCCAAGAGACACCAGCCAACAUGUAGAGUCAGGGGGGAAAAUGUUGAACAGACUCAAACUCAGAGCAAAAUUGUCAGUCGUCAGCGAGUGUUCAAGGUUGUAUUCUUGGGUAACUCAGUUGUGGGUAAAAGCUCCUUCAUCCAGCACUACUGCACAGGAAGCUUCCUCAGUAACACAAGCUCUACUGUCGGUUUGGAUUUCCAGAUGAAAACCUUAACUGUGGACUCCACCCCCGUCACCAUGCAGCUGUGGGACACUGCAGGACAGGAGAGGUUUCGCAGCAUCACUGAGCAGUACUACAGGAAGGCCGACGGUAUCCUGGCCAUGUACGACGUGACUCACUCCCCCUCCUUCAAAGCGCUGAGAGGAUGGAUGGACUCUGUGAAGGAGAAGAUGUGUGAAGGUGCCGUGUUAAUGCUACUGGGGAACAAGCUGGAUCUGGCAGACGCACACAGCAGGCAGGUGGCCACAAGGGAGGGGCAGAGGCUCGCUGAGCAGCACCAAGCUUUGUUUUACGAGUGCAGUGCCAAGACCGGACGUAACAUGGAGGAGCUGAUGACUCACCUGGCAAGGAUGUUGCUCGCCCAGCAUGAUCGACAGUGUGUAGAUGCCCUUUUACUGAGCGAGGACACAUCCACAAAAGGCUGUUGUACAUAAACAGAGAAGAAAAGACAAAAAAAAAAAGUGGUUCACACCAAGGUUCAGUGCAUGGUUACACUUCCUGUCCUGUGGUCACACAUUUUUCUGUGAACAAGUUUACUGAGCAGUGACUGUAAGGUUUGUUUAUGUUGUGUAUAUAAUC